GACUGCCCCCUGAAUGCAACGAGAAGCUCUUACAGAAGCGGAGAGCUCAAAGUUCGGAGCUGACUCGAGGCCGUGAAGGCAGCAUUAGCAGCUCGUGCAGUGGAGCGGGGUCGACGUCAACUGGAGGGAGAAUGGCAGCCCUGUGGAGAUCCUACCAGGCCCUGAUGCUCAAACAACCAUGGACGGUGCAGAUAGUGACCGCUGGCUCUCUGGUGGGCGUCGGUGAUGUCAUCUCACAACAGCUGAUCGAGAGGAGAGGAUUGGCUCAUCACAACGUGCGGCGGACGGCCAAGAUGAUGAGUAUCGGCUUCUUAUUCGUGGGUCCAGUAAUCGGCGGGUGGUACAAAGUUCUGGACCGGCUCGUGGUCGGAGGAACUAAAAGUGCAGCCAUGAAGAAAAUGCUGUUGGACCAGUUGGCCUUCGCUCCGUGUUUCCUGGGCUUUCUCGGCCUCUCCGGCGCUCUGAACGGACUGUCGGUGGAGGCAAACGUCACCAAGCUGAAGAGG
Notolabrus celidotus (New Zealand spotty) is the source of this 506-nucleotide messenger RNA. RefSeq names its product protein Mpv17-like. The record is from RefSeq and is a predicted model, not a curated record. Gene Ontology annotation, cellular component: cytoplasm; membrane. Lineage: Eukaryota; Metazoa; Chordata; Actinopteri; Labriformes; Labridae.